AUGCAAGGGGGCUUUGGUGGCACCAGCGGCUUCGGCUUGACGAGCGGGCUUCGCCCAGGCUCCAGUCUGCGCCCUGGCUCGCAGAUGCGCCCUGGCUCACAGAUGCGUCCCGGUUCGCAGAUGCGUGGCGCACAGGUGGCUGGCAUGGGUGAGAGCCUGCAGCAGCCCGUUGCGAUUACCGCAAAGGCGCCGGUGACGCUCGAAGGCAUGCGUGCAGCAACUCGCUCGGGCAACGCGGGGCCAGGGCGGCAGGUGGGCGACCGCAGCUACUACAUUGGUCUGCUGCGCCCCAAAAUCACGGAGCUGACAACGGAGAUUGAGCACCUCAAUGAGCAGGAGGAGCUGAUCGGAAAGAACAGCUCCGUGCUGGUGCAGCUCCAGCACCGCAAUAAGAGCCUGACCGAGGAAAUUACCAAGCUGAAGGGUACCCUCGCCGAUAUUAACCUCGCUGUGGAGAAGAGCACCUCUCAAGACGCCAACAGUGUAAAGGAACAGGGAAUGAAGCUCACACAACUAAAUAUUGAGCGGCGCAAGCAAGUGGAUCAGUUGUUUCUCAACUCAAAGGAGGUGGAAACGCAGACGAAGAAGAACCUACAGAUGCUGGAGGAUGAGAUGCAGCAUCUUGAUCGACGAAUCCUCGCAGAGAACCAGGACUACGCCCUGUACAGCACCACACGUGACGAUGCAUUCACUGUCUCCGAUGCGAUGCUGAAUCGCCAGCAUCAAGUGCGCACGCUGACAGCGAAGCAGGAGCUCCUCGUGGCAAAACUCGCCAACGACGCCGAUAAGAAGCGGGCGGCAGAUGUGCUGCGCGACAUUCUGCGCAAGCGGCAGCUGAAGGAGGAGCUCACAAAGCAGUGCGCCUUGUCCGUUGAGGAAGAACGACAGCUUCUAUUCAAGCAGGUCAAGACAGCACGUGGAGACAUUGAGGUGCUGGAGCGACAGGUUAACGAGACACGUGACGCCCUCGGCGAGUCCAAGAGUCGCUGCAACGCUCUUGACGAGGAGCUGAAGAGCUACAGCGGCGAGAACCUCAAGGCGUUCCAAGAACUCCAGGAAAAAGACCGCGAGAUGCAGAAUUUCAUGGAGACUCUCCCUGCGAAGCAGAAGGAGGAGAUGGACAAAAUUGCACAGGUGGAGAGCAGCAUUGCGCUGCUGCUCGAGCGCAUUUCACAAGCGCUGGAGCUGCGCAAGCAGAUGCCACGUGAGGGUGCGCCUGGUGCCCUGCAGGCGCUGGAGAGCGAGGUGGACGCGAAGCGCAACCAGAUCCAGAACGACCAAGUGACGCACCAGCGCCUGGAGAAGGAGCUGCUAGACCGCAAGGUGGAGCUUGACAAGGUGGAAAACCUCGACAGCAAGAUCAAGGCCGAACUACAGGCACACGAGCUAAAGAUGGAGCAGCAGUCCCAGGAUAUGAUAAAGUACAGUGAUAUGGAGGGGCUGCGCCACAACGUCGAGAACCGACGCGCGGAGCUCGUCAGAGACCGGGCGUUCCUAACGAAACUGCGCGACUCCAGUAAACAGCAGCUGAAUGUGAUGAGUACAACAAACGAAAACAUGCGGAAACAGCUGAACGAAGACGCUGCCUUCCGCUCCAUGUCUACGUUAGAGGGACGGCUGCGACACCUGCGGCAGUCGAGCUUCUCGUUGGAGGAGUUCGUGCGGCUGAAGGGCAAGGAGAGCUACUACCUCGGCGCCAAGACCGAUUGCCUGCGCCUCGUGGACGAGAUCAACUUACUGCUGAAGGAAACUGACCGCAUGCGCGGCGGCAGCGCUGCUGGCCCCGUUCUGAUUGUUGGGGACCACCAGUGA
Molecule: messenger RNA, 1812 nt
Organism: Trypanosoma grayi
Lineage: Eukaryota; Euglenozoa; Kinetoplastea; Trypanosomatida; Trypanosomatidae
Product: intraflagellar transport protein-like protein
Exons: 1
Coding region: 1-1812 (603 amino acids)
Biological process (GO): cilium assembly; intraciliary transport involved in cilium assembly
Cellular component (GO): intraciliary transport particle B; cilium; centrosome
Molecular function (GO): beta-tubulin binding
Source: RefSeq, a predicted model, not a curated record